Molecule: messenger RNA, 3836 nt
Organism: Rhinopithecus roxellana (golden snub-nosed monkey)
Lineage: Eukaryota; Metazoa; Chordata; Mammalia; Primates; Cercopithecidae
Gene: ST3GAL3
Product: ST3 beta-galactoside alpha-2,3-sialyltransferase 3
Exons: 11
Coding region: 723-1703 (326 amino acids)
Molecular function (GO): sialyltransferase activity
Source: RefSeq, a predicted model, not a curated record
AAAUGUUCUACGAGUCUCUUAACGCUCCAUCUCCGUGGAUGGAGAUGGAGCUUACCCACUAGGUUACGGAGGUAUGAAGCUUUCGGCCUCAGUGAGCGGACUGGGUGCGCUCACGACCUGGAGGGCGAGAUGAGACGUUCCUCGGUGUGAAGUGGCCGUGACUACCCCAGCACUUUGCGUUCCACGCGCGGGCGACGAAACACGCUCUCGAGGGGAGAGAGCCGUGCGUCCUCUGGGCCGUGAAGCCGGGGGAAGAGGGUUCCUCUAGACGGCUCGACGUGCCCGGGAGAGACACCCGCGCUGAACCUGCAGGCUGGGGCGCUCCACCAGCGCGAACCUCUGACCCUGCACUUGCCGCAGCUUUGGUCCCGUGGUAGGCGGGGUGGGCGGGCCGGCAAAUCCGCGGCUCCUGCGUCUAUUGGCCUGCUCGGGGCAGCGCAGCUCCGCAUUGGCCAGGCCCUCGCUCCGCCCGGCUUCCGCGCGCCCAUUGGUCGCAGGCUCCCGACCGGGUGGCGGCCGCGCGCUCCGCCCGCCGCUGCGUCCCCACUAUGGCGGCGCCCAUGCAGCCCACCGCGUCGUGGGCGCCCGCCGGGGUUCCCCGCGGCUGUCGCCGCCGCCUCCGCCGCCGCCUCCGCCUUCCUGCCCCGCGUCGGGCCGGGCGCCACCUUUCCCCUGCCUCCCUCUCUGCUGUGGUCAUUUAAGAAAUCAUAAAUCAUGUGAAGAUGGGACUCUUGGUAUUUGUGCGCAAUCUGCUGCUAGCCCUCUGCCUCUUUCUGGUACUGGGAUUUUUGUAUUAUUCUGCGUGGAAGCUACACUUACUCCAGUGGGAGGAGGACUCCAAUUCAGUGGUUCUUUCCUUUGACUCCGCUGGACAAGCACUAGGCUCAGAGUAUGAUCGGUUGGGCUUCCUCCUGAAUCUGGACUCUAAACUGCCUGCUGAAUUAGCCACCAAGUACGCAAACUUUUCAGAGGGAGCUUGCAAGCCUGGCUAUGCUUCAGCCUUGAUGACGGCCAUCUUCCCCCGGUUCUCCAAGCCAGCACCCAUGUUCCUGGAUGACUCCUUUCGCAAGUGGGCUAGAAUCCGGGAGUUUGUGCCGCCUUUUGGGAUCAAAGGUCAAGACAAUCUGAUCAAAGCCAUCUUGUCAGCCACCAAAGAGUACCGCCUGACCCCUGCCUUGGACAGCCUCCGCUGCCGCCGCUGCAUCAUCGUGGGCAAUGGAGGCGUUCUUGCCAACAAGUCUCUGGGGUCACGAAUUGACGACUAUGACAUUGUGGUGAGACUGAACUCAGCACCAGUGAAAGGCUUUGAGAAGGAUGUGGGCAGCAAAACGACCCUGCGCAUCACCUACCCCGAGGGCGCCAUGCAGCGGCCUGAGCAGUACGAGCGCGAUUCUCUCUUUGUCCUCGCCGGCUUCAAGUGGCAGGACUUCAAGUGGUUGAAAUAUAUCGUCUACAAGGAGAGAGUGGCCCCACUGUGGCCCUCCUCUGACCACAGCCUUUGCCAUGGAGUAAAGAAGAAUAUGCAGAGCCAAGAGGAAUGUGCCCACCCCAGGCCCAUCUGCCUUGAGAGACCACUAUCAGAAAUCUCUGAGGAAACUACACCAGGACAGUGGCAGAUGAGAAAGAAUAAAAGGAGCACUGGACUGGCGCUGUGUUGGGCUCCCAGUUCUCCAGUGCAGAGCUCCCUGGGAUUUGUGACCUAAAACAGGGCCCCUUCCCCCAGGGUCCCAAUAUGACUCUCAGCUGCUGCUGGCGGAGUAAGAACCUAGGGCAGUAAGACCUCAGCGCAGUGAGCCACGAAGGGCAGAGGCAGAGGUGGCCUGCUCCAAGGAGGAGGCCUGCCCAGCUCACUCCCUGCCACGCAGAGGCAGCAAGUCAGGAAGGGCUGCCUAUGUGGGAGAGAAUUUUCAUCUCACACCAGUAAUCGUGACACACUCAGUAUCCUCAAAUCUAAGCAGUCACAUCCGGCAUUUCUCCUCCCAGGAAAGAGUAAAGAUGAGAAGAGAGGUGGCAGCUUUCCCCUCCCCAUCAGAUCGCCAAGGGGACUGAGUUAAUCAAAUUUACUACCGUUUGAGAUAGUGGUUUAAAUCCAGGACUUACAGCAUAUGGAACAGACCAAGAGGGAUUGUUUCAGAGAGGGCAUCUCGUGCAGAAAACCAGGCUGUGAAGUCAAACGCAGCGCAGAUUCUCGCCAGCUAUGUGUGUACCCUAACAAGUCCCCUCACCUCUCUGGGCCUCGGUACCCUCUGAAAGAUGGGACCUGGGCACCAGAGAGACUCCUGAGAGCUCCCUUAGUGCUCUUAGAGGAGAGAGGGGAGGUCUCCUUUAUCUUUGAGCCCUAACCCCUCAGACUUGCAGAGGUGGGAGCUGCAGCGAUGAUAUAAAUGGUAUGGCGGAAAGAAUGCCGUUUUGGAGUCAGGACACUCGGGUUUCAAUCCACUUGCAGCCACCUGCAGGCUGCUUGACCUUGAACGUGUUUCAUCUUGGGGCCUGUACCUGUGAAGUGGGUGAAAGUUAAAGAGAUAAUAAAGUAACCCUUGUGAAGCCAGCCUGGAGCCGCCUCACACCCGCCCCCAGCUGUGCCCAGUCCUGGUUCCCCCUGCUCCUCCCGAGCAGCCCCUGUGCUUUCUCCCUCCUCUUCAGGUGUGUGCGGGGCAGGCACGGGCAGGAACCCCAGGUGGGAAGCUGUUGGGGCCUGCUGGGUCUGGAGAAGGGACAGGGUCUGUGCUGUGCUUGGCACAGGCUGGCGCCUGCCGUUCCUGUCAGUCCACAUCUGGCCCACCCAAGAGGGGCUUCCCCUCAGCUAUGCCUAAGGUCUUGACUAUUUCUCCACCCUUCCCUUUCCUACUGUCUCCCAGCAUCCCUCCCUUUCCCUCCCUUACACACACCCCACUUCUGGAGACAGGAGCAGGAAAAAGGGGUCGGCUUGUUCAGCCUGACGGGCUGAAACCGAAGUUUGCCACAAGGGCCCAUCUUUUGAACUGACCUUUGGAAGACAGUUUGCCAGAGAAAGAGAUGUUGCCACAGAGGUGGGAGCCAUGAGGAGGGAGUGGCUGGAACAGAGACAGUCCACCAAAGGAGCAGCAGCAGAAGAGGCUGAAGAGCUGCUGGUCACUGGGGGCCCUGGGUGGAGAUCAGAUCUCCUUUAGUAACCAUCACUGAUGCCUCUUUGUUGCCUAUGCUGGACCAGGCCCUGGGCUACAGAGGUGAAUCAGAUGUGAGCCCCUGCCCUGUGGGGCUAGUGUGCACUCAGCCUGGAUUGGCUCAUUUAAUUCUUGCAAUAGUUUGUAAGCUAAAUAGUCAUGGUGUCCCUCGUUUGUCCAUAAGGAAAUGGUACAUUCCUUGCUCAGGAUCUGCACAUGGUGAGUGAGCAGAGCUGAAGUUAAAUCCUAGGACCAAGGAUCUGAACUCCAUAUUUUACCACCUUUUGAAGGUUAGAUGUCAGUUCUGCCUUGGGGUGGAGGGGGUCAGGAAAGACAUAAAGGAGAAGCAGCUGCUGAGUCUUAGAAAAUGGAUGGGUCAUGUGGAUAGAGGUGGGAAGGACAUUAGAGACAAGGAGCAGCACCAGCAAAAGUGUAGGGCAUGAAUUAGCAAGUGGGGACUUCAGAUGGACAGAGACUGAAACAAGAGACAGAUGGGUUACUGGCUAAAGGCUCAGCUCUUCUGUAGGCAGUGGUGAUGUGAUCUGAUUUGUACAUGGAAAAUCAUUCUGGCAGAGAGGAAGUGGUUUGAGAGGCCAGGCGCAGUGGCUGACGCCUGUAAUCCCAACACUUUGGGAGGCCGAGGUGGGCAGAUCACCUGAGGUCAGGAGUUCAAGACCAGCCUGGCCAACAUGG